GCCUUCCAAGUGUAAAAUUGUAUAAGAAAAGGGACUAUACUGAUUGAGGUUUGACUGUCGGAAACAAAUCUCACACAAACUCAAUACUGGCGCUCGCUGCUUCACGCUCCGUCCAUUGACCCCAUUCUCCUUCCCUUUCUCUCUCUUUUGUACUGGAAGAAAUGGCUUCAGAUCACAAAGUUCACUCCUUUGAUGAGGUCGCAAAGCACAAUAACAAAGGGGAUUGCUGGCUUAUAAUCUCUGGCAAGGUCUAUGAUGUGACAACAUUUUUGGAUGAUCAUCCUGGUGGUGACGAGGUCUUGCUAACAUCAACUGAGAAAGAUGCAACGGAUGACUUUGAAGAUGUGGGCCACAGUGAUGAUGCAAGACAGAUGAUGAACAAAUACUACAUUGGCGAGGUUGACAGCUCCACUCUUCCAGUAAAAGGCCAGAAUAUACCACCUUUAAGGGAACCCUUGGCAUCCGACACAAGUUCUGGAGCUUUGUCCAAGAUAUUACAAUUCUUGGUACCUCUAUUGAUCUUGGGUUUAGCAUUUGCUCUGCGGCAAUAUACUAAAAAAGAUUAGGUAUAUAUAUGUGGAUUUGUGCAUUGAGCCAAGGGACUACCGUAUUAAAAAACCCAUCCUUGUGUUGCUUAGUAUUUACUUGAGGUGUGGUAAAAUAAUUGGAAAUUGGUACUGUGUGUUACUAUUAGAAUUUGUUCUGUUAUUAUUGCUUAUUGUUAUGAACUUGUAAUUGAGCAUCCUUCUGUAUGGAUUCUCAAACUUACUACUCUAUGAUGUUGUUUUUGUGAGUUGUA
Messenger RNA from Cornus florida, 799 nucleotides. Its product is annotated as cytochrome b5-like. Bases 162 to 566 code for a protein of 134 amino acids. The transcript has 4 exons. Lineage: Eukaryota; Viridiplantae; Streptophyta; Magnoliopsida; Cornales; Cornaceae. Gene Ontology annotation, cellular component: membrane; intracellular membrane-bounded organelle. The record is from RefSeq and is a predicted model, not a curated record. Gene Ontology annotation, molecular function: heme binding.